Molecule: messenger RNA, 6488 nt
Organism: Sphaerodactylus townsendi
Lineage: Eukaryota; Metazoa; Chordata; Lepidosauria; Squamata; Sphaerodactylidae
Gene: MTMR3
Product: myotubularin related protein 3
Exons: 23
Coding region: 431-4084 (1217 amino acids)
Biological process (GO): dephosphorylation; regulation of autophagy
Molecular function (GO): protein phosphatase binding; metal ion binding; phosphatidylinositol-3,5-bisphosphate 3-phosphatase activity
Source: RefSeq, a predicted model, not a curated record
UUCAGUGUGGCUCCGGCCGCCAUGUUGUUGUGGUUGUGAGGAGGGAGGCGGAGGCUGAAGCAGAGCAAGAGAGCAGGCGACGAAGGGAAGACGAGCGACCACCCCCCUCCGAGCCGCCGCCACCGCCGCUGCGCCCCGUUGGGGGGUGGGGAGGGACCCCCGCCAUGUCGGGGCAGGAGUCACCAGCGUGGUUCAGAAAAUGCAUGUGUCCACUGUGUUCUUAUAUUCAGUGCAAUGGAAUUCGUGUUCCCUGAUGACCAAAAAGUUAAACAUAACUGAUUUUCAAUGUGAAAGAACAGAACAUCUGAACAACUUUUGAACCUUAUUUGAAAGAAGGAGUAUUACUAGCUGAACUUUGCUUUAUAUAUAGUGCUACAAAAGUAUUGCAAAGAAGGGUGACAACGACCUGGCCUCUUAACCUGGCUCUGUCAUGGAUGAAGAGACUCAGCACAGCCUUGAAUGCAUCCAAGCUAAUCAGAUCUUCCCCAGGAAGCAGCUGAUCCGAGAGGAUGAGAAUCUGCAGGUCCCUUUUCUAGAACUUCACGGUGAAAGCACAGAAUAUGUGGGACGAGCAGAAGAGGCCGUUAUUGCACUUUCCAACUACAGGCUUCACAUCAAAUUUAAGGAAUCCAUUGUGAAUAAUGUCUGUAAAUUUGCUGCUUGUGAGACUUCAGUUCCAUUACAGCUUAUAGAAAACGUUGAAUGCCGGGACAUAUUUCAGCUUCAUUUGACUUGUAAGGACUGUAAAGUGAUAAGGUGUCAGUUUUCUACCUUUGAGCAGUGUCAGGAAUGGCUGAAACGGCUGAAUAAUGCAAUCCGCCCUCCAUCAAAGAUAGAAGAUCUGUUUUCAUUUGCUUACCAUGCCUGGUGUAUGGAGGUGUAUGCUAGUGAGAAGGAACAGCAUGGUGAUUUGUGUAGACCAGGGGAUCAUGUAACAUCAAGAUUUAAAAACGAAGUUGAAAGGAUGGGUUUUGAUAUGAACAAUGCCUGGAGGAUUUCCAAUAUCAAUGAGAAGUACAAACUCUGCAGUAGCUACCCUCAAGAACUCAUUGUUCCUGCUUGGAUCACAGACAAAGAGCUGGAGAGUGUGGCAAGCUUCCGAUCUUGGAAGCGCAUCCCUGCUGUAGUUUACAGGCACCAGAGCAACGGAGCUGUCAUUUCCCGUUGUGGGCAGCCUGAAGUCAGUUGGUGGGGCUGGAGAAAUGCUGAUGAUGAACAUCUUGUACAGUCAGUGGCCAAAGCUUGUGCUUCAGACUCUAAGUCCAACAACAAUAAACUAAUGAAUGGAAACUGUUCAAGAGAUUUUUCCAAUGGAGGGGACUUUUCUGAUAUGGAAUUUGAUUCCUCCAUGUCAAAUGCUUCAGGAGCAGAAAGCUUAGCUAUCCAGCCUCAGAAACUCUUGAUCUUGGAUGCACGCUCUUAUGCAGCUGCUGUGGCCAACAGGGCCAAAGGAGGAGGCUGUGAAUGCCCAGAGUAUUAUCCAAACUGUGAAGUAGUGUUUAUGGGAAUGGCAAACAUCCAUUCCAUCCGGAAGAGUUUUCAGUCGCUGCGUUUGCUCUGCACGCAAAUGCCUGACCCUGGAAACUGGCUGUCAGCUCUGGAAAGCACCAAAUGGCUGCAGCACCUGUCUGUUCUCCUGAAAUCAGCACUGCUGGUAGUUCAUGCAGUGGACAGAGACCAGCGACCUGUCUUGGUGCAUUGUUCAGAUGGCUGGGACCGAACACCGCAGAUCGUGGCUCUGUCUAAGUUGCUACUGGAUCCAUAUUACAGGACCAUAGAGGGUUUCCAGGUGCUGGUGGAAACGGAGUGGCUGGAUUUUGGCCAUAAAUUUGCCGAUCGCUGUGGCCAUGGUGAGAAUUCGGAUGACCUGAAUGAACGCUGCCCAGUGUUUUUGCAGUGGCUCGACUGUGUACAUCAGCUCCAGAGGCAAUUCCCUUGCUCUUUCGAGUUUAAUGAAGCAUUCCUUGUCAAGUUGGUGCAGCACACCUACUCUUGCCUUUUUGGUACAUUCCUGUGCAACAAUGCGAAGGAGAGAGGAGAAAAGCACACCCAAGAAAGGACGUGUUCAGUUUGGUCUCUGCUGCGAGCAGGAAACAAAGCCUUCAAAAAUCUGCUCUACUCCUCCCAAUCAGAAUCUGUGCUGUAUCCUGUGUGCCACGUACGAAACCUAAUGCUUUGGAGUGCAGUUUACUUGCCAUGUUCUUCUCCUUCUACCCCAGCGGAUGAUACCUGUGCCCCUUAUCCAGUCCCAAACUCCACUCCUGAAGAUCAGCCUCUGAGCAGGCUACCAAAGACAAGGUCCUUUGACAAUCUCACAACUGCCUGUGACAGCGGCAUACCUACAACCAACCGGCGGAGCAGCGAUCCCAGUCUCAACGAGAAGUGGCAAGAGCAUCGGCGGUCUCUAGAGCUCAGCGGCCUUGGGAAUCCAGGGGAUGAUCUCUUUGAUGGAGAGAACCUGAGCAAACAAGGCAGGACUCUGGUGGGGGCAGAGCUUUCUGUGGCUGCAGGGGUAGCGGAAGGACAGAUGGUGAACAUCUUGCAGGAGGCUACCAAGGAGGAAGUAGGCCUGGAGGAGAGUGUGAGGAGCACUGUAGAAACAGCAGACAACGAGGGGGAAGAGGAUGUUUCCCAGGAUAAAGAAAGCAGGCUUGAAGACCUGGAUGGCUAUGCUGAUAGUACAUAUAAAGAGGUCGAGAUGGAGGCAGAUAUUCUUGUGGACAAUCCAGUUUCCAUCCAGCCAGUGGAUUCACAGGGUGCUUUUGAGCUUCAAGGACAAAAGAACGAACAUGUCGCUGUCCAGAAGCCAUCUCAGGUGAGAGAACUGCAGACUGGCUUUUUGGACAACUUUGUAAAUAGUAGCAUUCAAAGAGCGGAGGAGGACAGUGGAAGUCUGUUUGUAGAAACUGAAAACCCACCUGGUGUCCCCCAGCCUAGCCCACCGUUGCCUGUCCUGCAGGAGGCAGGAAUAUCAAACAUGGAGAGUUCUACUGAAACCUUAACAGAGAAUGGAACUAAGCCAGAGCUGAUCCAAAACGUCCCUUGCCAUUGGUUCCGUUCUAUGGAAAACAAUGCUGAUCAACUUCCUCAGAUGGUGGAAAGUAGGCCUGAGAGGGAGGACGCAGUAGAACUUAACAAAUUGGCAACCAACGUAAACAGGACUCCUAAGAUCAGCAACAUGCACAACCCGUUGCCUUCACCUUGUGCCUUGCCUUUAAGUGAAUGUAAAGAGGAAAUUGUCUGUAAUGGGGAGCUGGAGUCUGAGAACAAGGUGGCCGAGAAACCUGCAGGGUUCAGUGUUACCCAGAAAUACCCUGCGCCGAAUGGACACUGUGUAAACGGAGAGGAAGGUAGGAUAAAGGCCCCUCUGAGUCGGCAGGUCUCUACGGCUAGUUGCAGUUCUGCUCCUUUGCAUCUGAGGAACCUGCACCACAAGGGGGUCCAUACCAAUGCAAGCCGGCAGCAGGCCAGCAACAGCCCGGACCAGCCUGCGCGGAACCAUCUGGAUGAUGACGGGAUGCCAAUUUAUGCCGAUGUCAUUCAGCAGCGCCUCCGCCAGAUCGAAAGUGGACACCAGCAAGAGGUGGAGACGUUAAAGAAGCAGGUGCAAGAGUUGAGGAGCCGGUUAGAGAGCCAGUACCUGAACAGUUCGCUGCGUUUCAAUGGUGACUAUGGAGAUGAAGUGACUUCAAUACCUGACUCGGAAAGCAAUCUGGAUCAGAACUGCUUGUCUCGCUGCAGUACAGAGAUUUUCUCUGAAGCCAGCUGGGAGCAGGUGGAUAAACAGGACACAGAGGUGACGCGGUGGCUUCCUGACCACCUGGCUGCACACUGUUAUGGCUGCGACAGUGCAUUCUGGCUUGCUAGCAGGAAGCAUCACUGCAGGGACCCUGAACGUGUUGAUCAGACUUGGAAUUGUGGGAAUGUGUUUUGCUCCAGCUGCUGUAACCAGAAGGUGCCGGUCCCCAGCCAGCAGCUCUUCGAACCUAGCCGGGUCUGCAAAUCCUGCUACAGCAGCUUGCACCCUAGUAGUUCCAGCCUUGACCUUGAACUGGACAAGCCUAUUACUGCCACUUCAAACUGAAGCUCCAGCCUGCAAGGAAGUCGGGGGAGAGGCCACCGCCUCUGCCCCCUAAGUGGACAUGCACAUCCUCAAUGGACUGAAGCUGGUCGGACUGGAGAGGCCGAGCACUUUGGAGCGGGGAGUAUGGAACACUGCUCAGAGGGCGCGCAUGAGGAUGUACUGGUGGAGUGUGGAAACCUUUCCUUUCCAUCUGUUGCUCCCCAUUUCCUUCUCAUCCUACUUGUGUGUUAUAUUGUGUUGAUUUUGCUGAAAGACUGUGAAAAGGGGGCUGGGCCUGGAAUCUGUUUUUCCCCACAGGCAUUUUUUUUUUGCUGCCCUGCUGAUGAACUGUGCUGCAGACAGAGAACUCCUGUCUUACCGAGAUGAGAGUAGGUGCAAUCAGUUCAGGGACAUUGUGAAUACCUGUAGCAUCAGUGCUAGUGCUUUCAGUCACUCCUGUUACUUCCCAGCGACGCACUGUUGCAUGGGAAGUUGUUGCUGCUAGAAGAAGUGGAAGCUGCCUUCUCAAGAGAACUCUCUCCCUCUCUGUUCUUAGAGUGGGUCUAGUUAUCCUUGCUGCAUGAAAAGCGGGAGCUGGUUGCAGUUCACCUCGCCGGACGAUUCUUUGCCAAUGUCAGCCAACCUGUGGCUCGGAGUGGGAAACGUCAGGGCGGUUAUGGCUGAAGAAAGUAUGUGCUUGUUUGAGGGACGUGAGAAGGAAGGUGAUGGGGCAGGCCACCUGUUCACAGGGUCGUUUUUAAAACUGGCACCUCUUUUAAACAAAUUGGCGGCAGGGCUCUUUAGAACCUGUGAAGCAUCUCCCCGCCUCUUAAGAGUGGUUUACGCAGGAGACUCCAGGGGCUGCAGGCAGAGGCUGCCUGCAUAAUGUGGCUUGUCAGGUUCUCCACAUCAUGAUUUUAUGCUGAGCAGAAUUUCUCCCAGUUUCCUUCCCACACAAAAAUCUUACAUUUAAAGAUAUGACUGGACCAAAAAUGUUUUUUAAACUUCCCUUACAUUUAAAAUCACUUUUAAAAUGUUUUCCUGUUAAAAUGUGACAGUGUUCACAUUUGGGCGGGGUGGUGGUGGUUAUAUUGGCCUGUAACCCCAAUUUUAAUCUGCUUGAUAGCUGGAAGGGCUAUAAUACAACUUUCCCCAAUUUGUUGUCAUGGCUAAACUGAAGCAGUUCCUGCCUGCCACCUCGCCCCCUCUGCCCCAAAUCCCUGGAAUUCGGAUUAGUCUGCAUGUUACCUUACUGCACUAUAACUUCUUGGAAUGGCAUCUGUGAGGUGGCUUCUCCUGCGCUGGCAUGGUCAGCUUGAUGCAAAUAAUGCUUUGCACAGCAUUCUUGCGAGUUUUGCUUGUGGUUUCCACAUCAGAGUUAGUACCUGCCACAAAGAUGGCAUGAGAAUUCUUCACCUGGUGUGUCUGAACUGUACAGGAGGAGGAGCCACUCCAGGGAGAUCAUUUCUUGCAGCCAUAGUGUCAUAAAUGUGUGGACCAGCUUUAAGAAAAGAGCCUGCAGACAGUUACAAAAAAUUUACCGCGAACACAAGAGUUCGCCUUCUGUGUCACGUAAGGUGAUUGCUUUCUGAAAUGAAAUUCAUAAGACUCAGAUUGUUUGGACUAUCUGAUCUGUGGAAAAGAUGUGUCAGCCUCUGUGACUCUCGAUGUUUGAAUUGUCCAGGUUAUUUGAGAAAGGUCCACGUAUUGUCUAUAACACAAUACAAAGAAGGUGUGCAGGAAAUGCAAACCACGAUCCCAAGAGUCUAGUGUAGAAGAGUCUUUUUUAUCUUUAAGGCAGUUGUGGAGUCUAGCUUCUUGGCAUUCUCCACUUCUUCCAACAGGGAGAAUCCAUGCAAAUUCCCAUUUGGACUUUUAAAUAUAUCAAUUGAAACUAUUGGGGUUUAUGCAGCAGUGCAUAGUAUUUCUGUAUAGGUUGCAGUUCUAGGUACAGCAGAGAUUUUUGGAACAGGAAAUGGGAGGAAAAAGAUUUUCUGUAUUGGUCCAUUAAUGCGGGGGGGCGGUGUUGUAGUUUUGAAGGGAAAUGGAAUAGCAUCACACACUGACGGCUGUGUGUUUUCUGGUACAAGUAGAUGGCGAGAGCAAGUCUGAUAUUCUGCAGUUCAUAACGACAGGUGCCAAGAGGUUCUGAUACGGGUUUUUGGGGUCUGUGAUGUACAGUGUGAAUAAACGCUUGCAGCUCUUAGUCUUUUUUGAUGAAUGAAGCACUUUUUUAUUAAUAUUUUUCUUUGUAUGUAAAGCAGGAAACUAUCUCGACAUAGCUGUAUAUAACCCUUUCUUUCCUAAAGAGGAGUACAGUGUCUCCUUUAUAUUUUUCAUUUUUUUUGUCAAAGCAAGACGUAAAUACUUUAGAAUUGUUAAAUAUAUAAAUAAAAGUAAAUAAAGUUUAGAGUUUUGCAUGGGA